Messenger RNA from Durio zibethinus, 1324 nucleotides. Lineage: Eukaryota; Viridiplantae; Streptophyta; Magnoliopsida; Malvales; Malvaceae. The record is from RefSeq and is a predicted model, not a curated record.
UAAAAUAAUAAUAAGAGCGAGAGUCGCCAGGAGAUCCCUUUGAACUUCGAUCUGAAAAUUGCCAAAACAAAUUCAAGAUUUUCAAAUUCUGAGCGAGGCAGCGAAUAUUGAUAAACCUGCAAAUAGUAUUUGUCCCAAGGAAAGAUGCAGAAUCAGGAGGGGCCGAUAGCUGAUAAAGAAAUGGAGACUUCUGUAUCCAUUCCCAUAUCUGAAUUUGAUGAUUGGGCAAAUUUCGCAGAUGAUGACAUUAUGCAGCAACAAUCUGCCAUUCAUGCUGAGGAAGCCAAGAAAAUUCCAUUUGUGGGGAACAAGGAACCUCUCUCUAUGUUGGCAGCUGAAUAUGAAUCAGGAAGCCCCAUCUUGCUGGAAAAAAUAAAGAUGCUUGGUCAACAAUAUGCUGCCAUUAGAAGAACACAAGGAGAUGGAAACUGCUUUUUCCAGAGUUUUAUGUUUUCAUACCUUGAGCAUAUUUUGGGUUCUCAAGACCGUGCUGAGGUUGAUCGUAUCAAAGGCAAUGUUAAAGAAUGUAGAAAGACACUUCAGAGCUUAGGUUAUGCAGAUUUUUCAUUUGAGGACUUUUUUGGGUUAUUCCUUGAGCAGCUGGACAUUGUUCUUCAAGGAAAUGAAGAUUCCAUAAGUCUGGAUGAGUUGAUAAUAAAAAGUCGAGAUCAGUCAAUAUCCAACUAUGUUUGCAAAUCAUCUGUAGAGCCAAUGGGUGAAGAGAGUGAUCAUGUGGACAUUGCUGCCCUUUCGGAUGCUUUGGGUGUGCCAAUUCGUGUUGUGUACCUUGAUCGAAGCUUUUGUGACAAAGGUGGUGUCUGUGUAAACCAUCAUGAUUUUGUUCCUACUUUCGGUGAUCAUUCAAAUGCUUCAAGUCAUAGCACUGAGCCCAUCAAGCCUUUUAUCACCUUACUUUAUCGUCCAGGUCACUAUGACAUUCUCAAUCCCAAAUGAUGCAUUUGCAUUUUCUGGUUGUUGAAUGUCCUAAUCAGUGGUGUCCUUGCGGGAAAAUUUACUUUGCAGGAUGCUAUGUGGGGGAAAUGCAAAAGUAUACACUAAUUGUUUGGCUGUAACUCAAUGGUUCUAAACUGUUUUGUGAUUCUUAACUGUGUGAGUUGGGAUAUAUGAACUGAACACAAAGGUCACCUCAAGACUAGGAAAUUUGUAUCUUCCUGUUGAGAUUGUCCUCGCCUAGAAUCUAUGUGAAAUUGCAUCAAUCCAAGAGAACUGUUCAUUCUGAAAUAGUUAAAGAUUGAUUGAUUUAUUUAUUUAUUUAUUUUUUGUCUUUCCUCCUUCUAAAUUCAGUCACCGUGCCUGGCUUGAA